Messenger RNA from Anolis carolinensis (green anole), 794 nucleotides. RefSeq names its product StAR related lipid transfer domain containing 6 (gene stard6). The transcript has 7 exons. Bases 130 to 792 code for a protein of 220 amino acids. NCBI's taxonomy places the organism in Eukaryota, Metazoa, Chordata, Lepidosauria, Squamata, Anolidae. Gene Ontology annotation, molecular function: lipid binding. The record is from RefSeq and is a predicted model, not a curated record.
GGCAUGCCCCGCGCGCAAAGGCAUCACAAUGCUUCCAAGCCGCACCACACCGCCCCCACUGUCGAGAAGAGGGAGUUGCAGGCAGGAGGAGGAGAAGGAGGGAUGAAGCCAGAAGGAGAGCUCAGGUAGAUGGACUAUAGGCAAAUUGGGGAAGAAGUUGCUACAAAGGUCUUAUCGUACAUCCAGGAAGAUAUAUCAGAAUGGAAAGUGGAAAGAAUUACAAAAAAUAUUAAAGUGUGGUCAAAACCUUCAGAAGACUUUGAAGGAAUGCUGUACCGUGCUGAAGCACUUGUGGAAACACCACCUGAUAAACUCUUUCCCUUCCUUUACCUUCCUGAGCACCGUUCCAAAUGGGAUAAGGCAGUACAGUCAUACAGAAAUGUGGAAACAAUUGAUAAGGACACUUUCAUUAUUCACGUUAUUACACACAGUUAUGGCUUUGGAAUGGUAUCACCAAGAGACUUUGUCUCCGUGGUGCAUAUUAAAAAGUAUGAUGGAGAUUUAAUGACAUCCAACUCUGUUGGCGUCAAUCAUCCAAGCUGUCCUUCAUGUCCAAAAUAUGUCCGUGGUAACAACUAUCCUUCUGGUUAUGCAUGUUCUCCCUUUCCAGGAAACCCUCAGCACACCAAAUUUGUGGCAAUCCUGCAGGUGGAUUUAGGAGGACUGUUACUGCCUUCCCUGAUAAGCUCUGUUUUGCCUACAACUCUCGUAAACUUCAUCACAGACUGCAAAGCUGGACUUAGACUUAGAGCACGAAGAAGAAGUGUCCCAUUAAAGCCUACUUCUGUGUGAAA